Molecule: messenger RNA, 2129 nt
Organism: Oenanthe melanoleuca
Lineage: Eukaryota; Metazoa; Chordata; Aves; Passeriformes; Muscicapidae
Gene: HABP2
Product: hyaluronan binding protein 2
Exons: 14
Coding region: 87-1760 (557 amino acids)
Biological process (GO): proteolysis
Molecular function (GO): serine-type endopeptidase activity; calcium ion binding
Source: RefSeq, a predicted model, not a curated record
CUGAAUUAGCUUGGCCUCGAAAGAUUGUGGCUUGUCUGAAAAAACACAGGCAAGAAGAAAAAGCUAAUUUCAAGAAAAAACCGAGGAUGGUUAACAGUGCUUUGACACUUCAGGUUCUUCCACUGGUUAUUUUCCUAGGAACCACAUGUCUGGGCGCUUCCCAUUUUUCCUUCUGGGCCAACCUGAUGGAUGAUGAGGCUGAUGACAAUGAGAACUACUACUAUGAUACAGAACCCAAGCAGGACACCAACCCCGAGCAGGAACUCUGGGAUGAAAUUAGCUGGCUUGAGACAUCUUUAGGUGACUUCUUUGCCAGCAAAGACUCGUGCUUCCCCAACCCCUGCAAGAACGAUGGCAUCUGUGAAGCCAAAGGAAAUGGCUUCAUCUGUCACUGCCCCAAGCCAUACGGUGGGACUACAUGUGAGAAAGUGGAGGACAUGUGUCUGGAGAAGAACUGCCACUUUGGUGACUGCCUGAUUACAUUAUACCCACCCUAUUUCAAGUGCAGCUGCAAGCCUCCCUACAAGAGACCCUUCUGCCAGCGUGCAUCCAAACAGUGCAGUCCAAACCCUUGCAAAAAUGGAGGCACCUGCACACGGAACAGAUACAGAUCAAAGUUCAGCUGCCAGUGCCCUGAACCUUUCCGAGGGAGAUUCUGCGAGAUUGGACCAGAUGAUUGUUAUGAAGAGGGCUCCUCCAUGUACAGAGGAAGAGUGAACCAAGCAGAAAAUGGCAGGACCUGCCUGCACUGGAAUUCCCACCAUCUCUUGGACCACCCUUUCAAUGCCUUUAUGGAGGAUGCUGACACACAUGGCAUCGGUGAACACAACUUCUGCAGGAAUCCUGAUGGUGAUGAAAAACCCUGGUGCUACAUCAGGAAAAAUAAGGAGGUUGAUUGGGAAUACUGUGAUGUUUCACCCUGCUCAGAUGAAGAGGUCCCAACAGAACCUCCUACAGAGCCCCCUGAAACAUUCCAAACAUGUGGACAGCCAGAAGUUCGUAGGACACUCAAGAAGAUCUAUGGUGGAUCCAAGGCUACAGCUGGAAAACAUCCCUGGAUGGCAUUUCUGGACAUUCAGACCAGAGAUGGGAAGGAACAUUUCUGUGGUGGAGUGCUAAUCAAAUCAUGCUGGGUUCUUACUGCUGCACACUGCCUUGAAGAACCAGUAAAAAAGAUCCAAGUAUCCCUUGGAAAGCAAAACCUCCAGGAGAAAGAGGAUCAUGAGCAAAUAUUCGAUGGAGUGGAAGUAAUUUUACAUGACAAGUACAAAGACAAGGGUGGUGUCCUCUACAAUGAUAUUGCACUACUUAAACUGCAGUCUGUUGAUGGUUACUGUGCAGUGGAAACAAAGUAUGUGAAAACAGCGUGUCUCCCUGACUUCUUCCUUCCUGCUGGGACUUCCUGCUUCAUUUCUGGAUGGGGAGAGACAGAGAGAGAUGACUCAUCCCAGCUGCUGUUAGAUGCCAAUGUCAAGCUGAUUUCACAGAAGAGAUGCAAUGAACCCAAACUCCAUGAUAACUCUCUGGAUGACAGCAUGUUUUGUGCAGGAAGGCUUCGGAAACCCGGGAUCGAUUCUUGUUCGGGAGACUCUGGAGGUCCACUGACCUGUGUAGAAAAUGGCUCCUACUAUGUAUAUGGCCUUGUGAGCUGGGGUGAAGGAUGUGGGUUAAAAAACAAGCCAGGAGUUUACACCCAGGUGACAAAAUUCACCAGUUGGAUUAAAGAUGUGAUUCAGUCUUCAUCAAAGUCACGUCAUUAGGAGACAGCUUUGGAAUGACAAAUGAAUUUCAGAAGCAUCAGGGUUGACUCCAGCUUGCUGAGAUCCUUCUGUCUCCAACUGGUCCUGUAAAAUCACACCCAAAAAAAUUGUGAAACCAGCCAGUGGGUAAGGGAGGGUUUAAAUUAUUAUUCUAUAACAAUAUUUUCAUAUUCAAAAUUACACAACUGGCAAAAAAAUUGAGGAAAAUCUAAAUCACUGUUCUGCACUGAGUGAAUUUCUGCUGUGGAGAAGUUCAAAAAAUGGACCUGUUCAUGUAUGUCAGAUACCUCACAUACCAAAGGACUAAAUGUGCUCAAGUCCUAUUUUCUAUUUUGAACCCUAAAUAAAAGCAAACCAGCAAUCACCUGA